UACGGUACGGUAGGAUAAAAGUGGACCCCCAGAACCCGAUUGUGCUGCUGCUGCUGCUCCUGCCGCCCCGCCGUCACCGUCAGGGAUGCUGAAAUCUAUUUAAGACCGCGCGGCCACCGGGAAAUGACUCAGUUCAACGUUCCAUUUCGCCCGUGAAUGAUCGCGUUGCUAUCCUCGUCAUGCGCGUGUGUGUAAAUUGUGUGUGUGGAAAAUUUAAAUUUACACGCUAAGGAUACAGCAGGCUUAUCGGUUAAAGCAGGCUUAAUCCAACCAAGCUCGAUCGAUCAGGCCCAACAAAAACCUCUAAUGAUCAACGGUGAUCGGUGGGCGUUCGGUCGGUGGUGGUAUCGUGCCGGGCCUGCUUCGAUCCGGUGUGACCAAACCGUUGCCCUGGACAGAUAAUGAACCUCUCGCAGUGUUGAUGGUGCUGUUGGUGGGCUAGAAAAUCAUUUUAAACAAAUAAUAAUUGUGAAACCAAAUUGUAACCUCGUGUGUGCGUGUGUGUGUGCAUUGCAAAACUUCCAGCAGCGAACGGAUAGCAAUAAGGAUAUCAGUUUGUUUCUCCCAUCACAACGUUAUUAUUAGCAGACAAGUGACAUGCUGGUGCAGUGUGCGAUAGGUGGACUGCUACUGAUGGUGGCACAAUGCGUUCGGGAAAUCAAUGGCGAAUAUCAAACCAGCCUCACGUUCAACGACAUCCUGCCGGAGGACCCGAAGCUGUACGACAAGAUGCGCCCGCCGAAGAAGGAGGGCCAGCCGACGAUCGUGUUCUUCCACGUCACCGUCAUGGGGCUGGACUCGAUCGAUGAAAACUCGAUGACGUACGCGGCGGACAUCUUUUUCGCCCAGACGUGGAAGGACCACCGGUUGCGGCUGCCGGAAAACAUGACGUCCGAGUACCGGCUGCUCGAGGUGGACUGGCUGAAGAACAUGUGGCGGCCGGACUCGUUCUUCAAGAAUGCCAAAUCCGUCACCUUCCAGACGAUGACCAUCCCGAACCACUACAUGUGGCUGUACAAGGACAAAACGAUCCUGUACAUGGUGAAGCUGACGCUGAAGCUGUCCUGCGCGAUGAACUUCCUGAUCUACCCGCACGACACGCAGGAGUGCAAGCUGCAGAUGGAAAGCCUUUCCCACACGACCGACGAUUUGGUGUUCCAGUGGGAUUUGGAGGUGCCGCUGGUGGUGGAUGCGCACAUCGAGCUGCCCCAGCUGGCGCUGGUCAAGAACUAUACGGCCGACUGCACCCAGGUGUACUCGACCGGGAACUUCACCUGUCUGGAGGUGGUGUUUGUGUUGAAGCGACGCCUCGGCUACUAUCUGUUCCACACCUACAUUCCGACCUGUCUGAUCGUCAUCAUGUCGUGGGUUUCGUUCUGGAUCAAACCGGAAGCAGCGCCGGCCCGGGUUACGCUCGGCGUCACGUCCCUGCUAACCCUCAGCACGCAGCACGCCAAAUCGCAGGCAUCGCUGCCGCCCGUCUCCUACCUGAAGGCGGUCGACGCGUUCAUGUCCGUCUGUACCGUGUUCGUGUUUAUGGCGCUGAUGGAGUACUGUCUGGUGAACAUUGUGCUGGGCGAUUCGGAUCCACCGUCGCCGCCGAAACCGCACCCGCCCAAGAUGGACAAGUUUUUCGACUUUACCGCGAAAAACGGCAAGCGCAACAGCAAAUCGCACGAGCAUCCGCACGACAUACCGAUCACCACGUUCCAGCGGCAGGAAAGCACGCUGCUGCUGUCGCCCGUACCGCACAUCCAGACGAUACCGCCACCGCCGUGCAAGCCGGCCUCGGCCAUACCGAAGCUGACGCCCGCCCAGAUGCGGCUCAAGCGGGCGAUCAACAUCGAUCGGUUUUCGCGCGUCUUUUUCCCCUUUCUCUUCACGCUGCUGAACGUCACGUACUGGAUCAUGUUUUACGAGUAUAUUAUCUCGGAUGAUGAGGACGACACGCAUCCCAACAUUGACACACCGUCGCUCUUCCGCUGGCGGCAUCAGGCCCGCGUCGAGCGGAUGCAGGAGCAGGAGAAAAAGAAGGAAACGGUAGAGAAGAAGAAGCAAACGACGGCGGAAAAGCUGAAGGAGGCGAAGGAUAAGCUGCAGCGGCAGGAGGGCAAUCUGGACGAGCUGAAGAAAAUCAUCGACGAGCUGGAGAAGGAGCAGGAGCGCGUGCGGCAGGAGGAGGAAGAGCUGCGCAAGAAGGAAAAGUCGCAACCGUGGAACGUGGACACGAUCAGCAAGCCGGGCUUCGCCAAGACGGUCAUCAACAAGAGUGCAAUCAAUCGCCGGGAGGAGGAGCUGACCGAGGAGCAGAAGGAGAUGAAUCUGCGCGAUUUUAUCAAAAAGUACGAGAAGCAGAUGAAGGAGUUCGGCAUGCUGCGGAAGUACGACGAUUCGAAGAAGUACCUGCAGGACAAGCACCACCUGGUGUGUGAGGACAUGCCCAACUAUCUGGUCAUCUGGUGCAUCGAGCUGGAGAUGCAGGAGAAGCACGAGCUGAUGGCGCACGUGGCCCACCAGUGCAUCUGCAUGCAGUACAUCCUGGACAUUGCGAAGCAGCUGGAGGUGGACCCGCGGGCCUGCGUCGCGUCCUUCUUCCAGCGCAUCCAGGAGGCGGAGAACGAGUACAAGAACCAGUUCCUCAGCGAGAUCGAAGCGUUCAAGGAGCGCAUCCGCAAGCGGGCCCAGGAGAAGCUGCAGAAGCUGAUCGAGGAGCAGGAGGAGGAGGAGCGCAAGGCCCGGCUCGGACCGGGCGGGCUGGACCCGGUCGAGGUGUUCGAAUCGCUGCCCGAGGAGCUGCAGAAGUGCUUCGAGACGCGCGACAUCGGCAUGCUGCAGGAAGCGAUGGCCAAACUACCGCCGGAGGAAGCCCGCGUACAUCUGCAGCGCUGCAUCGACUCGGGCUUGUGGGUGCCGGAUGCAAAGAGUGCCGCUGCGGCGACGUCUGGGAGUGGGGUGGUCGCGGCUGAGGGUGGAGAUGAUGCAGAGGAGGAGCCGGUGUACGUGGAGGCGAAGCCCAAGAGUGAAGAUGCGCAAGCGGAAGGUGAUAGUAAGGAGCAGGAGAGUCUGCGAACUCCCCAAAACACAUUCCCUUGCAAGACGUCAUCCCUACCGGGGGUAAGCUGGAAUUUGGACUGGACACUGUUGAGUCACAGCAUGAGUCUCUACUUCAACGCGGACACGAUGCGCAUCGAGAGGAGUUCGGUGCACGAGCCAAAGCGCAACCGGAACGUGUUUCUCGACGUAAAACCCAUCGCGGAUGACGCGAACGUGAACGUGCCACCACGGCAGGCCGCCAGACGGAACGCGACCGUGUUUAACAAUCGCGUUGGCUUUCCACCGCUGACACCGAAGGAGGCGUUUGUGGAUGCGGUCCCUGCGGAUCAAACGUGUAUGGUGUUUGAGAGCUCCAAACCGAUCUACCUGGUGCUGCGUGCCGUCGGUGUGCUGCCGUACACGCGGCUCCCGUCGGGCGGAACCGCUUUUGUCCUUGCCUCCCCGUCGAUGACGUACUGUGUGCUGUUUUUCCUGCUGCUCACCGUGUACAUUGCCUUCAUCCUGCUCAAUCGCAUCGAGAUCGUGCGCACGCUCGAGGGUCGCUUCGAGGAGUCCGUCAUUGCGUACCUGUUCAUCGUGAACAUUCUGCCGAUCCUGAUCAUACCGCUGAUGUGGUACGAAUCGCGCAAGGUCGUGUCGGUCGUGAAUGGGUGGGUCGAUUUCGAAACCGUCUACCGGGAAACGUCGGGCCGGGCGCUGGAGUUGCGCCUGCGCACCAAAGCGCAGGUCAUAGCGAUCCUGCUGCCGAUCCUGUGCUCCUUCUCGGUCGCCAUCACGCACGUGACGAUGGUGGACUUCAAGCUGCUGCAGGUCAUCCCGUACUGUGUGCUCGACACGAUCACCUACAUGAUGGGCGGGUACUGGUAUAUGGCCUGUGAGACGCUCAGCAUUACCGCGAAAAUACUGGCGGAAGACUUUCAGCGCGCGCUGCGGCAUGUCGGCCCGGCGGCGAAGGUGUCCGAGUAUCGGUCGCUAUGGUUGCGGCUGAGCAAGCUGGCACGGGAUACGGGCUUUUCCACCUGCUACACGUUCACGUUCAUCUGUCUGUAUCUGUUCUUCAUCAUAACGCUUUCGAUCUAUGGGCUGAUGUCGCAAAUUUCGGACGGCUUCGGCGUGAAGGACAUCGGGCUGGCGGUGACCGCCUUCUGUAGCGUGGGGCUGCUGUUCUACAUCUGCGACGAGGCGCACUACGCGUCGUUCAAUGUGCGCACCAACUUCCAGAAGAAGCUGCUGAUGGUGGAGCUGAGCUGGAUGAACACGGACGCGCAGACGGAGAUUAAUAUGUUUCUGCGUGCGACCGAGAUGAAUCCUUCCAGCAUCAAUCUUGGCGGGUUUUUCGACGUUAAUCGCACGCUGUUUAAGUCGCUGCUUGCCACGAUGGUUACGUAUCUGGUGGUGUUGCUACAGUUCCAGAUCAGUAUUCCCGAUGAGCCCAGCGCCAUGCUGAUGCACAGUAAUUCGUCUCAUUCUUAG
Molecule: messenger RNA, 4527 nt
Organism: Anopheles gambiae (African malaria mosquito)
Lineage: Eukaryota; Metazoa; Arthropoda; Insecta; Diptera; Culicidae
Gene: Gprgr24
Exons: 9
Coding region: 598-4527 (1309 amino acids)
Biological process (GO): protein stabilization; sensory perception of taste; protein folding
Cellular component (GO): membrane; cytoplasm
Molecular function (GO): protein-folding chaperone binding; extracellular ligand-gated monoatomic ion channel activity; heat shock protein binding
Source: RefSeq, a predicted model, not a curated record